Heterobasidion irregulare TC 32-1 is the source of this 543-nucleotide messenger RNA. RefSeq lists its product as uncharacterized. The annotation marks the transcript as partial. Lineage: Eukaryota; Fungi; Basidiomycota; Agaricomycetes; Russulales; Bondarzewiaceae. The transcript has a single exon. The record is from RefSeq and is a predicted model, not a curated record.
GAUAGUGCAUUAUCUCGCGCCCUUGCAACCCUCUUCGAACCUUCGCCCAUCCUCCUCUCAGAGGUUGUUCCUGCACUGCACCAGGAACUUACUGAACCCACCACUCGCCCAUCUUCUUUGACCUACUACUCUCUAAUUGACCUAGCGAAUCACACACUCUCUUCCCUCACUCCAUCUCUUCAAGCGUCUUUCGUGGGUGCCCAUCCACGCAUCGGUGAAGUGAACGGACUCUCCCGCCUGAGUGCGAGCGAACAAGCGAGCCGUGCAACACCUCCGAAGGUCCUUGAUCGCUUGGCCGUGCUCAAUGCAGCAUACGAACAUCGAUAUGUCGGAUUGCGCUAUAUCACCUUCGUAAAUGGGCGUAGUAGGAAGGAGAUCAUGGAAGAGAUGGAGGAAGCUCUGGGUGUAGGAAAGGAAGACAUUGAUCUUGAGGCAAUCGACCGGGAGGAGGUGGAGGGUGAAUCGUGGCUAAGAGAGCUUGAACGGGCUGUUGAGGAUGUGGGCAAGAUUGCUAAGAGUCGGUUAAGGGCUCUGGGAGUCGAU